This is a messenger RNA of Otolemur garnettii (small-eared galago), 945 nucleotides long. RefSeq names its product olfactory receptor 5F1. The record is from RefSeq and is a predicted model, not a curated record. The coding region runs from base 1 to 945 and encodes 314 amino acids. The transcript has a single exon. NCBI's taxonomy places the organism in Eukaryota, Metazoa, Chordata, Mammalia, Primates, Galagidae. Gene Ontology annotation, cellular component: membrane. Gene Ontology annotation, molecular function: odorant binding; olfactory receptor activity; G protein-coupled receptor activity. Gene Ontology annotation, biological process: G protein-coupled receptor signaling pathway; sensory perception of smell.
AUGACCAGAAAAAAUUAUACCUCACUGACUGAGUUCGUCCUAUUGGGUCUAACAGACACCCUGGAGCUACAGAUUAUUUUCUUUUUGCUUUUUCUUAUGAUUUACACACUUACGCUUCUGGGGAAUGUUGGGAUGAUCCUUUUAAUCAGGACCGAUUCCCGACUUCACACACCCAUGUACUUCUUCCUAGCUAACCUGUCCUUUGUGGACAUCUGCUAUUCAUCCACCAUCACCCCAAAGAUGCUGGUAGAUCUCCUGUCAGAGAAGAGAACCAUCUCCUUUGCCGGCUGCUUCCUGCAGAUGUACUUCUUUAUUGCCCUGGCGACCACUGAAUGCAUCCUCUUUGGGUUGAUGGCCUAUGACCGCUAUGUGGCCAUCUGUAACCCACUGCUUUACUCCUUGGUCAUGUCCAGGACUGUCUGCCUUAAAAUGGCAGCUGGGGCUUUUGCUGCAGGGCUGCUGAACUCCAUGGUCAACACCAGCUAUGUCAGCAGCCUGCCCUUCUGCAGCUCCAAUGUCAUCCAUCACUUCUUCUGUGAUAGUCCCCCACUUUUUAAACUUUCAUGUUCUGAUACACACCUGGAAGAAAGUGUCUUUUCCACGUUUGCUGGUGUGAAUAUGGUCGGGGCUCUGCUGAUCAUCCUCACCUCCUAUUCCUACAUUCUCAUCUCCAUCUUCCAGAUGCAUUCUGGGGAGGGGAAGCACAGAGCUCUGUCCACGUGUGCCUCCCACCUGACAGCCAUCAUUCUGUUCUAUGCCACCUCCAUCUAUACUUACCUGAGGCCUAGUUCCAGCUAUUCCCUGAAUCGGGACAAAGUGGCUUCAGUGUUCUACACAGUGGUGAUCCCCAUGCUGAAUCCUUUGAUCUACAGCCUCAGGAAUACAGAAGUAAAGAAGGCUUUACGGAAUAUAAUUACCAGGAAAAGGAUAACUUCCUUUCUGUGA